Molecule: messenger RNA, 6111 nt
Organism: Miscanthus lutarioriparius
Lineage: Eukaryota; Viridiplantae; Streptophyta; Magnoliopsida; Poales; Poaceae
Source: the annotation of a GenBank genome assembly
AUGGAUCCGCACCAACCCUUCGGCAACCCGCACCACCGCCGCGCCGCGCACCCCGGCCACCACUACCUAGACCAGCAGCACCCCGGCCACCACCAGCAGCAGCAGCACCACCACUUGGCCGGCGGCGGCGGCGCUGCCCCCGCGCGGUCCAGGUAUGACUACGAGUACGACUCCCGCCCGAUCCCGUACCCCCCUCCCGACCACCACCACCACCACCCCCUCCCGCGCGUCCACCAACAGCCGCCGCCGCCGCCGCCUCCGCCCCAGCCGCUGCCCCCGCCGCCACCUCCCCCGCCGCACCACCGCCACGACGGCCCCCACUACGCCCCCCUCCCGCUCCGCCCCACGCCAGAAACCUACUCCCCGCCGCCGUACCACAACCCCGCUCCUCCUCAUCAGCCGUACCACCAGCAGCGCCACGGCGGCGGCGGCGACUUCCGCCCCGCCGACGAGAUCCGCCGCAUCCCCAGCCACCACCCCCACCAUCACCACCAGCAGAUGCCGUACCAUCGCCACCAGCAGCAGCCGCAGCACCAUCACCAGCAGCAGCAGCCGCAGCACCUUCACCAGCAGCCACAACUCUCGUGGGAGGAGGCUGAGGAGGGGCGCUGCUACGCUGCCCACCAGCUGAAGCCGCAGCUCUCGUGGGAGGAGGCUGAGGAGGAGCGGCGCUACGCUGCCCGUCAGCUCCGGGUGUCGCUGUCGCCACCCGGUGCACGGAAGAGGUACCGCUGCGCCAUGCAUGACUCGGGUGAUCGGGAGAGCACAUCCAGCUCUGGCCCGCCACCCCGCCGCCAGAGGCAACAGCCGCACCCUGGCUAUUCUCCCCCACCAGAUGACGGUUUUGUAGAUAGGGCAACUAGUUAUUCUUACGGCAGCCACGAGGGCUUUGUGGCGCACAGCGACAGUAAUGGAAACAGGAAGAUGCCGAUGUCCAUGUUGACUAUGUUGCCUGGCUCGCCUAGGCGAGCCCCACAGAAGAUGGCUCCUACGAGAUUGUCUGUGUGGCAUCGUAUUGAGGAGAAUCCCUCACUGUAUACGCCACCUUCUCCACGCAAGGUGCCAAAGGAGGUGCAUAUUUCGCCGAGCAAGACCAAAAACUCUGGGUCUGCUUCAAAGGAAUUGGCCAGCGUAAUUUCUUUGGAUUGCAAGGCAAAGAGUUCUGAUUGUAAGGGUAGUGAUGAUAGUGCAGGAAUGAAGAAGAAUGCAGCAAAGAAAACUGAGAAGGUGCUGUCCUCAGUUAUUGUGAAGCCUUCACCAGAAGCCAAGGAAAAAGAAAGAGCUGUUAAUAAGGUUACCAAGAAGCCUGACAAGGUUGGUAAUAGUAUACCAGGUUUCACGAGUGCAGGUGUGAGAUCUGCGGCCUUUCCUGGGCCUGGUGUGAAGAAAGUGAAAAAGAUAGUCAUCAAGAAGAUUGUUAGGAAGAUCGGUGCCAAAGAUAAACAAACUAGUAGUUCGACCGUCAAGGACAGCAUUGAUGCUAAUGCGGAUGCCUCUGAGAAAGAAGAAGCUAAUGCAAAUGCUUCUGAGAAAGAAGAAGGUGAGAUCACAACAUCAUCUUUUGAAAAGGAUGCUAUCUCUGCACACAAUUUGGUCAGUACUGGUGAUACAGCUGGAGUUGCUAACAGUGUGGAGGUCCAGAAGGAACAAAAUAAUGAUUUGGUGAAUCUGAGUAAGAGCAAUGCUGCUUCAACCAUUGCAUCUACGGAUACUCUUGACACAGCAAGUGCUAGCCAGAGAAAGCAUCCUGGAAAAGAAGAUUAUAAGAGCUUCGUGAAUUCAAUUGAUGGCAAUGCAUGUCCAGCCAUUGAAUCUAUUAAAACAUUUAAUACAAGUGGUGUUGAACAUCCUGGAAAAGAAGAUGAUAGGUGUUUCAUCAAUUCAAGUGUUAAAAAUGCUACCCUUCAUUGUGAGAACAAUAAUUCUCAACCGGAAGAAGAGGGUGAAAUUCUGGCUGAUGCAGUGGAACCACAUGAUUGUAAAGUGGAAAACAUGGAAGACAACAAAGUUCCUGAGGUCCUGAGUGGAAAUAGUGCUGUUUACGUGAAUGGAGCUAAGGAUUGUACAACAGAAGUUAGUGGAAGUGAGGAUGACAGGAGGGAAGAAGGCCUUUUCCUUCUAAACGAUCCCAUUAGAAGUCCUAGUACAGAUGAAGUUAGCAUGACUCCAAGCAAGGAUAACCAUGAAAAAGAGGGUAUGAUUCUGAUUGGUGCAAGUGAAGUGUGUGCUGCUUCUGUAGGCCAACCUGAGGGAAAUCCCAAGAUAGCAGAAGCCGCUGUUGCUCAUGGUGCACGUAAGGAAGAAGGCAAUCUGCUGAACAAUCGAGGAGAAAAGGAUGUGGCAUCUUUUGGAUCUUCGGGAACCCUUAAUACCACGGAAAAAAGUGUUAAUGAGAUUACCCAGGAGAAAGAGUGGAGAAUGCCCAUUGAACCAAAUGAAGCUACUUCUUUUGCACACCAAAUUGUGCAGGCCUUGAGUACAUUACAAUUUAAUGUUAGUGAGAAUAUCCAGAAGGAGAGCCAAAUGCCCAUGGAUUCAAGUGCUUUUCAAACAAUAGAAUGCGCCGAAGCUCCUAACACAAUAGAAGUUGUUAGUAGUAAGUUUGCUCAGAAUGUAGCGUGCAAGAGCCCCAUGGAUUUAAAUGGGACGAAUGUAGGAACUUCAGAAAACUCCUUGUACACUCCAGAGUUUGAUGUAGCAGGUGGAACCGACGAUAGCAGCAUGCAAGUUGAUUUCCACGAUGUGAAAGCUGCUUUAAGUAAGCCAGAUCUUCCCCUGGAAGUAGUGGAUACAGAUACCCAUGCUCUGCAGUCAUCCAGAGAUACAGAGAGCACAAUUCUGCCAUCAUUGGAUGAUGAUCCUAUGAAGGAUUCCUCUGGUGCUUUUAUUCUGAAUAAUGGUGUAGGGAGGAGCACUUCAUCUCAAGUAGCAGAACUGACACAUCUUCAUAGACCCCACCCGCCUCCUGACCACAACCCAUCCUCCUUACAUUCCCAUGAUUCGCCAUCUGUAUCUGGUAACAGUGAGCAUUCUGUUCCUACAGCUUUGACCCUUGGUAAUAAUAUCUAUUUCAGUAGUGCAGAGAGUGAGGGACAGCCUGAGGAAAACCAUAACCUAGUGGAUGUAAACCAAGGAUUUGAUGUGACAAUGACAGAAUUUGGUAAUAUUGUCAAAAGAAAAGGUGAAUCUGGCAAUGACUUUAUGAAUGCAGGCAGUCAGAAUUGGUUGACUUUACCACUUACUGUCAGCUGCUUGGAUAAUGAUGCUACUGGUAGUAAUGAGAGGUUAGGUUUAGAGCAGAUUGUGGAUGAAGGUGCCUCUGUCUGUCAGGAUCAUGAUAGUAUGCCAGAUAUUGACCAGCGUGGCAGUAUUGAUAUUUUGUCUGGCCAGGAUCACAGCCUCAAACUAUGUGAUAUCAGUAUGCCUCAAGCAGACCUUUUGGCAACCGAAGAGGGAAAUAAGGAUGUUGAGGAUGAGAUUGUUCUCCCAGGUUCUUCUAUUAAUUCUUUAAAUGUUUUAGAUCACAAUAGUUAUCGCACAGUGGAUAAACCUAUAUAUAACCUUAAUAAACCGAUUCUCUUAUCUUCACAAUCUGCUGAUGCACCAGGUCGAGAGUUAGCUUCUUCUCAGGUAUCUGUUGAUUCUGAUCACACCUAUCAUGGAAGUACCGAGGACCCUGUGGGCGUGUCAAGUACAACACCUGAUUCGAUAUCCUCCUGGAUUGAAGCCAUUGUAUCAGAAGCUAAAAAGGAUCAUCAAUCAUGCAAAUCCUCUCUACUUCCUAUCAGUUCUCCAGACAAGGUAUCAGCACCAAAGGAGGAUAGCAAGAAGGCAUUGUCAGAUUCAGUAGUCAACUCUGUAGUAAAAUCUCCUCGAAUUAAUAUUGCAAGCUCCACAGUAUCGAACGUACCUACUAAACAGGUGGCUUUGCCUGGUUCAUUGCGAGAGCCCCCUCGCUUAAACCAGAAUACAAGGAACAGGACAUGGCGUCGUGACAAUGCGCCAUCUUCUAAUUCAUCAUUGCAUGUUUCACAGACUUCAGGAUUGCCCCCUAAACUCCCAGUAAAAAAGAACAGCAAAAGUGAAAACUCUUAUAUCCGCAAGGGUAAUGCCCUCAUUAGAAAUCCAGCCACUGGAAAUCAUCUUCAUUCUUCUUCUAGUCUAGAUUCUCAAAAUAAGUUGAGUAAGCCUGUUAUGAGGAGAAGCAUGAACUUUGUCAGGAAAGUCGAUUCAAAAGACGUAGCACAUUCUCAUAUUUCAGUUGAAAGACCCAAGACCCCACCUUUGCCACUUCACACCAAAUCCAUCAGUUGUGCUGUGAAUGUUUUGGAGCCAUUGUCUCAAAAUUUGCAGCAACAGGUCCUUGAAACUGAAAAGGAAGAUUCCAGUGGGCAGGUUAACUCAGGUGCUGACAAUCCAAGCAUUAUUAGUUCGCACAAGUCUGAAGCCCUUGAUGCUGGUAAAGCAAUUUAUGUUAGACCAAAGUUAAAUCAACUUGUUGCUGCACAGGGGCAACAUCUUGGUGAGUCGAGUAACAUUUCCUUGGAUAAGAUUAUGUUACUGCAGCCAUCUGCAACAUCUGAUCUCUAUUUCAAGAAAAGGAGAAAUCAGAUUAUUUUGGGUCCCUCUACUUCUGAUGCUCCGAGUUCAAAAGAUACAUCUCAAGCCGAGAAUAUAAAGUCGGGUGAGAGUAAAGUUCUAAUGUCUGCAUCUUCCAACAACAAUAUCACUGUGGCAAAGGACAGGCCGCACAAAGCUCUUAAGACAACAAAUACUGUCAGAAGUUUCUCUCAUGUCUGGACACUUAGUGGACAAAAUCCUCGAAAGAAAUCUUUUGUGGGAGCUAGUCAUAUGAAGGCCUUCCCUCGUAUACUUCCAUGGAAAAGAAAAAUAUUCUGCCAGAACUUCAGAGGCAGUUACUCUUCGUUAUUGAAUACAAGCUCUAUAGGGAUAAUGAGAAAAUUAUUGCAAACAAGGAAGAGAAGUACUAUUUACACCGUCUCUACUGAUGGAUUCUCUCUUCGGAAAUCUGGAGUGUUAAGUAUAGGCGGGUCAAGUUUGAAAUGGUCAAGGUCCCUUGAGAAACAUUCUCAAAAGGUUAAUGAGGAAGCUACGCAGGCAGUUGCUGAAGUUGAAAGAAAGAAAAGAGAAAAGAGAAAACGGCAGUCUCUCCGUAACAAGGGAAGGAAUGAUCGAUACUCUGCAUCAGUUGCUGCCAAUCAAUUAACAAAUAGCAGCAGAGCAUCUUCAGAUUCAAGGGUGUCGUCAACUUGCAAUGAAUACGUGCGUGUUAAUAAAGGUAACCAACUGGUCAGAAAUCCGAAGAAAGUAAUCCGCAUGCUAGCAAGUGAGAAAGUUCGAUGGAGUUUGCACACUGUUAGAAGACGGUUGGCAAAGAAGCAGCAAUAUUGUCAAUUCUUCACUCGCUUCGGCGAGUGUAAAAAAUCUGGUGGCAAGUGUCCCUAUAUUCAUGACCGAGCUAAAGUGGCUAUCUGUACUAAAUUUCUUAAAGGCUUGUGUUCUAGUACUAAUUGCAAACUAACUCACAAGGUCCUGCCAGAAAGAAUGCCAGAUUGUUCUUACUUUCUGCAAGGGCUCUGUACCAACACAGCCUGUCCCUAUAGGCAUGUGAAAGUGAACUCGAACGCCCCUGUUUGCGAAGAUUUUUUGAAGGGAUAUUGUGCUGAUGGUGAUGAGUGUCGUAAAAAGCACAGCUAUGUAUGCCCCGUCUUUGAGGCGACAGGAGAGUGCCCACAAGAAUCAAGAUGCAAGCUUCAUCACCCCAAGAAGAAAAACAAAUCCAAGAGAAGCAAAGUAGACACCGUCCAAAACAACAGUUGGGGUCGGUAUUUUGAGACAAGUAUUGGCCAUGGCAGUGGAGCAAGGAUAGUUUCUUUGGAGGAAGAAGAGAGACAGAAACCAGAGCAAGUCUCUGGUGAGGACUUUGCUGACUUCAUUGAACUUGGUGCUGAUAUUGAAGUCCCUGAAGAUGCAGACGCUUCGGAUGACAUACAGCCGAUGGAAUUGGACUCGGGGAAUCUCGAGAUGCAGGCUGACAAUCUUGACGCGAUAAUCAAGCCACUUCGGAUCAUGAGAAUGGCAAGAGUUUGA